This is a messenger RNA of Leptosomus discolor (cuckoo roller), 1758 nucleotides long. NCBI's taxonomy places the organism in Eukaryota, Metazoa, Chordata, Aves, Leptosomiformes, Leptosomidae. The record is from RefSeq and is a predicted model, not a curated record.
AUGAGUAAUAACCUAAGCAAUGAUGAGAUACGAAUGUUUGGUAUUAUGCUUCUACUUACAUCCCCAGUUACCAACAUCCCUCCAUCUCUUUCAGUGAAAAUAGGAAGCAAUCGUGCCUUGCUUGCUCUCCCUGGGGUUGGUGAUGCUUCUUUAGAUCCCAACCAAAAACAAAUUGUGGGAAAGCUCCGAUUCAGAUUGAAAAAGAAAGUAUCCAGUGGGGUUUCUGCACAGCUGUUCAUGGAACCUAUUUCUAAGUUUUCCGGCAGCCUUUUUGAUACUGACGAUAGCAUGAGAGAUCAAAGAAAUACCAGAACAGCUCUUCAAGAAAAACACAAGUCAGCAAUGAAAGGGAAGAUGCUUCCAGGGACUAACACUAAGGUGCUGUCCCCCGUCUCAGCAGCAAGCAGCUUUCCUGGUGGGAGUGGCUGGAUCCCAGAGGAAUUGAGAGCAGUGGAUGUGCCGCAGCCCCCACUGAAGGGGAUCAUGACUGCACGGCUGCCAAAAGAUGGUGUAGCGGACUUGGCUGGGGUACAAGCAGGAGACAAAGUGGCAGAGGCAUCCCUCGUUUCAGAACCCGACACCCUUGAUGCUGGUCCUGCUGAAGCUUCAUCCAAGGGCAGCCCCUUCCCACCAGUAAACCAUGUCAUAACAGUCACUUCUCAAGAAUCUGGAACCAAACCAUUGACCUUCACGUUUGUACCAUCCAUUGGACGACUUCCAACUCAUUUUGAGGUUGUGGAUGUCUCUAAGUUCCUUGUGACAAUCCCAGAGGAACCAAAGCAUCUGAGCAAUCAAGAACUUAUAAAUAAGUCUAAUGACAUCUCUGAUGAGCUGGCCUUAAAAAGCGGGGCCAGACAAGACUCUGUCACCACCAUCCAUACAGACAACACCCGAACGACUUUCCAGUCCCCAGAGUGUAACUCGAGCAAAGGAGAAAUGCAGGAGAAUGACCUUUUUAAGGCUGAGUUUAUUCUGAUUACUGAUUCCGGUGAUGAAGAUGAAGUCGCUGCUGCCUCAAACAACGUUCACCAGCCUUCCAAUGGCUAUGGUCCCAUCAGCGCUCAGCUGCUGGCCACGUCCCACGUUUCCCCUGGCACUGGGUCAGGGAAACCUCCUGGUGAUGGGCACGUUCCAGGUGCUGCACUUUCCCCCAGCACUGCUGAUCCACAAAAACAUCAGCAGUACAAGAUCAAGACAAGCUACAAGGCAUUUGCAGCAAUCCCUACAAACACAUUACUUAUGGAACAGAAGGCAUUAGAAGAGCCAACCAAGAUUGCUAGUGUGACUGAAGGCACUGCUUUGGACACCCAUUCAGAGAUGUGCUCCCCUGCCCAGCUCAGACAACAAACAGAAGAGCUGUGUGCUGUCAUUGAUCAAGUCCUGCAGGACCCAUUGACUAUGCGACGAUGCGAAUCUUCUCCAAGUUUCCUGCAGAUGAGCACAGAGUCAGAUGUUGGCAAGGUAUCAACAACACUGCAGAGAGCAGCCGGGCGGGAAACAAGAUAUGCCAGCCUUUACAAAUCGACACCUAUGGUAACAGACAGUCAGCUGACAGAACCAAGUGUUAGUCGGCCUGUGCUGGGUAGAUGACAGAGUGCACAGCAAAAGGAGGAGUCCUAUCAACCCAAUCCAUUUAAAAAGUACCUUGAAGAAAUCAGUGAUCAAGAUAUUGAGCAGCCCAGUCAUCCCAUAGUGCCUAUUCCAGAAAACGAAACACUCAGCUCUAAGGAGGUUGCCAAUGAAAGAGGUUCUGUUUAG